Molecule: messenger RNA, 1965 nt
Organism: Lynx canadensis (Canada lynx)
Lineage: Eukaryota; Metazoa; Chordata; Mammalia; Carnivora; Felidae
Gene: STKLD1
Product: serine/threonine kinase like domain containing 1
Exons: 19
Coding region: 1-1965 (654 amino acids)
Biological process (GO): protein phosphorylation
Molecular function (GO): protein serine/threonine kinase activity; ATP binding
Source: RefSeq, a predicted model, not a curated record
AUGGAGAAGUACCAGGUUUUGGACCAGCUGAGUCCUGGGGCCUUGGGGAUGAACCUGGUGGUGGAGAAAACAGAAAACAAAGUAAAGUACGUGAUAAAGCAGGUGGAGUGCAUUGAUGAGCAUCAGGCCAACGAGGCCUUGGAGGAGCUGAUGCCGCUGUUGAAGCUCCGGCACGCCCACAUCUCCAUAUACCAGGAGCUGUUCAUCAUAUGGAACAGUCAGAUCUCCUCUCUGUUCCUCUGCCUGGUGAUGGAGUACAACCAUGGAAGCUUCCAGAAGGUCAUUGAGAAGAAGAGGGAGACAAAGACAAUCAUUGACUCCGAGUGGAUGCAGAACAUGCUGGGCCAGGUGCUGGACGCUCUGGAAUACCUGCACCACUUAGACAUCAUCCACAGGAACCUCAAGCCCUCCAACAUAGUCCUCAGCAGCAGCAACCACUGCAAAUUACAGGACCUGAGCUCCAACACGCUGAUGAUGGACAAAGCCAAGUGGAACGUCCGCGCGGAGGAAGACCCUUGUCAGAAGUCCUGGAUGGCGCCCGAGGCCCUCCGCUUCUCCUUCAGCCGGAGAUCUGACGUCUGGUCCCUGGGCUGCAUCAUCCUGGACAUGGCCAGCUGCUCCUUCACAGACAAAACGGAAGCCAUGCUUCUGAGAAAGUCCCUCCGGACCCUCCCGAAUGGCCUCAGGGGCGUCCUGGAGACCCUGGAGGAGAAGAAGAUCCCCAACGCGGAAACUUUCGGUUCCCUCUUGCCUUUGAUGCUGCGGAUCAACCCUUCGGAGCGAAUAACGAUCAGGGAAGUGAUACACAUCACCUUCGUGGGCAGCAACUUCAGGUCCUCCAGCAUCGCUCUCUCACCGCACUGGCAGCUGAUGCCUGACUCUGUCACCGACCUGCUGCUAGGGGGCAGCAUCGCCAGCAUCAUAGAGGUCAUGCAGAACUUCUCCAGCAGACCCGAAGUCCAGCUCAAAGCCCUGAAGAGGCUCCUGACGAUGCCGGAAGAGCAGCUAGGUCUGCCGUGGCCGACAGAACUGGUGGAGUUGUUGACCGCCAUCAUGAAGCAACACGAGAGGAUCCUUGACGUACAGCUGCACGCCUGCUCCCUGCUGCUGCGCACCCUGGGCCAAGCGCUGGCACAGGACCCCGCAGCCAAGGUGCCGAGUGAGAGCUCCGUCGUCUCCGUCCUGCUGAGCUGCCUGCGGAUUCAUCCCGAGUCAGAGCAGCUCCUGGUCACGGUCUACAGCGUGCUCGCCAUCAUCUCCAGCCAGGAAUCGGCCUCAGAGGAGCUCCAGGAGGCUGGGCUGUUCGAGCAUAUCCUGGAGCACCUGAGGACCUUCCCCACAAACAGGGACAUCUGCGUCGACGGCCUGAGCCUGCUCUGGGCCCUGAUGGUGGACGCCGUCAUUGUGAACAAGACCCCCUUGGAGAGAGCCCCGGUCCUCAUCGCUGAGGUGCUGGCUGCCCACCCCACGGACGCAGAGAUGGCUGAAGCCGGCUGCGCGGUCUUCUGGCUGCUGUCCUUGCUGGGCUGCAUAAAGGAGCACCAGUUCGCAGAUGUGGUGACGCUGUUCCUCCAAAGCAUCCGGCUCUGCCAGGACAGAACCCCACUGGUGAACAACGCCUACCGGGGACUGGCCAGCCUCGCAAAGGUGUCCGAGCUGGCAGCGCUGCAGGUGGCAAUGCCAGAGGAGGGCGGUGGCGGCCUCAGCCUCAUCCGGGAGACGUACCGGCUGUACAAGGAUGACCCGGAGGUGGUGGUGAACAUCUGCAUGCUGCUGGCCCACCUCACGUCCUACGAGGAAAUCCUGCCCGAGCUGUGGGCCAGUGGCAUCCAGCCUCUGGCCCAGGAGAUCAAGGAGCGCUUCACCUCCAGCCUGGAGCUGGUUUCCUACGCAGAGAAGGUACUCCUGAGGCUGGAGGCCGGCACGCCACCAGGCUCCGCGGGAGGACAGUCGGCUCUGCCCUGA